CUAGAGUCCAGGGCUGUCAAACUGGCGGCCCUCCAAGUGUUGCAGAACUACAAGUCCCAUCAUGCCUCUGCCUUUGGGAGCCAUGCUUGUAACUGUCAGCCUUGCAAUGCCUCAUGGGACUUGUAGUUCUGAAGUAGGGAUGUCAGACUGGCGGCCCUCCAGCUGUGUUCUGAAGCAGGGAUGUCAAACUGGCGUCCCUCCAGCUGUGGUGAAACUACAAGUCCCAUCAUUUCUCUGCCUUUUGGAGCCAUGCUUGUAACUGUCAAUCUUGCAAUGCCUCAUGGGACUUGUAGUUUGGCCACAGCUGGAGGGCCACUAGUUUGACACCCGUGUGCUA
Messenger RNA from Staurois parvus, 337 nucleotides. NCBI's taxonomy places the organism in Eukaryota, Metazoa, Chordata, Amphibia, Anura, Ranidae. The record is from the annotation of a GenBank genome assembly.